CUCUCCACGUCCGCCUUCCCUCCGCUUGCGCCUGCCCGUCUCCCCGCUCUCGUCCUGCUUCUGCCGCUCUUGCACUCGCGGCGUGCGCUGCAACAGCUCGGCCGGCGUCUGGCACCGCAGCUUGUUGCACAGCGCUCCUCCGAGCAGCCGGCGCGCGCCUCUUGCUUGCGUGCAGCUUGCCGAGGCUCGCGAGCGCGCCUCACAAGCGCCGCUCAGGUCCCCUCUGCUCUUUCGCUCCGUCACGACACUCUCCCUGCUUCAUCCCCACGAGCCUUCGCCCCACUACCUCUGCGCCACGCCUCGCCCACCAUGUCCAACGUGCUCGUCUACUCGGGGCCCGGCGUCUCGUCGUCGGCGCUGCAGCACACGCUCGGCACGCUGCGGCGCCUGCUGCCGUCGUACGAUGUGCAAGCCGUCGAUGCUCGGGCGCUGGCAUGCGAUCCCUGGGCCGCCACGACUGCACUGCUGGUGCUGCCUGGCGGGCGCGACCUGCCGUACGUCGCAUCACUGGGCGAGGCACAGCGCCCACCGCAUGCGCCCGCCUCGGCGGCCGUGCGGGCCGACGAGCGCAUACACGCCUACGUCUCUGGCGGCGGCCGCUUCCUCGGCAUCUGCGCUGGCGCCUACUUCGCCUCUGCACAGGUCGUCUUUCAACGCGACACGCCGCUCGAGGUCGUCGGCGCCCGCCCGGCACUGCGCUUCUUUCCCGGCGAGUGCCGCGGCACCGCCUACCCGGGCUUCGUGUACGAGUCCGACGCCGGCGCUCGCCUCGCGCGCCUGGCGCUGCCCGACGGCGGCGCAUGGACGUGUGCGUACAACGGCGGCGGCGCCUUUCUCGAUGCCGAGGCAUACGCCGCACAGGGCGUUGAGGUGCUGGCGCGCUAUCCGCCCGCCGACGCCGCCCUGGCGCCCGGCUAUGCGGGCCAGGCAGCGGCAGUCCGCUGUGCCGUCGGCGCCGGCGUGGCGCUGCUCUUUGGCACGCACCCCGAGUUCCCUUUGCAGCGCGAUGCCCGCAGCGUGCGCGAGAGCGGCGCACCCGAGACGGUGCCGCCGACAGACGCCGAGCUGCGGCAGCUCGACGAGGAGCGUCUGGCGCGCCUGGCCGCAUUGCUGCGCGACACCGGUCUUGAGGCGACAUCGCCGCACGUCCCAUCGCUCGACUCGGCGCCGCUUUCGCAGUGGGGCGUGCCGCGCCUGACGCCGCUCUUUUGGCUCUCGAGCAUCCCGGACGGCAUGGGCGAGCUGCUGGCGCUGCAGAGCUCGAGCGCCCGUCCAGCGUUGACCGAUAUGCCCAGUCUGUUCGGGCCCGACGCGCCCGACGACUCGGGAGCGCCCCUCGCAGAGUCCUUCUUCUUGGCACAAGUCGACCAGAACGACACGUUCAUCCUCUAUUCGGGCGUCGGCACGAGUCGGAGCAUCACGCGUGCAAUGGCCGAAGCAGACUACUCGCCCUACCUCGAGGUUGUCUCCUCGGGCGCAGCAGGAGGCUCGAAUGGCAACGAAGCAGAAGCUCGGGCGCACGAUGCGACGGAAGUCAACCUGCAUCGUGUGCCCAAGUACGUGCUCGCCUUUCCCGGCGUGCCCGAUGCAGCCAAGGGCUCGCUCGUCGCCACGUCGUCGGUGCUGCCCGACCGCAGCCUCACGCCGCACUUCGACAUGGUCGCCGCUAUGCGUCAUCUCGCCGCAGCACGCGAGCGUCUGACACAUGGCGCACUCGCAAGCCUGAAGCCGAAGUCAGGGUCGGGAGGAUGGCCGGUCGAGGAAGCGGAGGAGCGGAUAGGCCACACGAUUAUGUACGGCGAGGUGGUGACGAGUACGCAGACGCUGCUGGACAAGAACCCGGGCUUUCUCAAGUGUGCUCCGUCCGGCCUGACGAUUCUCGCCACGCAGCAAGUCUCGGGCCGCGGGCGCGGCAAGAACGCCUGGAUCUCGCCGCGCGGCUGUCUGCAGUUCUCGACGGUGCUGGAGCUGCCGCUGAGUUGCGCCUCCGGGCUCGUCUUCGUGCAGUACCUCGCCGCGCUCGCCAUCGUCGAAGCUGUGCGGCAUGGGCUCGGCGAAGAGUAUGCGCCCGUCGGCAGACGACUGCGCAUCAAAUGGCCGAACGACGUGUAUGCCGAGGUGGGCAGCGCCGAGGAAGAGCAGGGCGCAAGACAAAGGACGGGCACGUUCGUCCACGCGGGCAAGCGAUGGGCCAAGCUCGCCGGCGUGCUCGUGAACAGCUCAUUCUCCGGGGGCAAGGAGUUCCGCCUCGUGGUCGGCUGUGGCAUCAACUGUCUCAAUGCACGUCCCACCACGUCAAUCUCCGACGUCAUCGCCCUACACAACUCGACGCUUCCGGCCGGCAGCGCUGCUCUGGCGCCCGUGUCGCAAGAAGCGCUCUCCGGUGCCGUGCUCGCGACGCUCGAGAAGCUCUGGCGCGUCUUUCUCGGCGGCAGCGGCAGCUUUGCGCCGUUCCGCGAGCGCUACGCCGCGGCCUGGCUGCACUCGGACCAGAUUGCCUCGCUCGGUGAUACGGCGCCGCCGACGCCGGUGCGCAUUGUGGGCGUCACUAGCGACCAUGGCACGCUGCGUGCAGUGCCAGUCGAGAGCGAGCUCACGAGCGAGAGCCCCGGCGCUUGGGGAGCGAGCGAGGGAGCGGAUGCACAGCGAGGGCCGUGGAUCGAUCUGCAGCCCGAUGGCAACAGCUUCUCGAUGCUCGAGAACCUCAUCCGCAGCAAGACAUAGCCCGCGCUAGCGACAGAUGCGGCGCGAGCCGACGGCACCACCAUCCGCCCUCUGCUUGGCCCUCUUGCCCCUUCACACUAAUGCGAGCUCGCUGAGGC
Tilletiopsis washingtonensis is the source of this 2822-nucleotide messenger RNA. Its product is annotated as class II aaRS and biotin synthetase. Bases 310 to 2724 code for a protein of 804 amino acids. Gene Ontology annotation, cellular component: cytoplasm. The record is from RefSeq and is a predicted model, not a curated record. Gene Ontology annotation, molecular function: biotin--[biotin carboxyl-carrier protein] ligase activity. Gene Ontology annotation, biological process: protein modification process. Lineage: Eukaryota; Fungi; Basidiomycota; Exobasidiomycetes; Entylomatales. The transcript is spliced from 4 exons.